CCUGCUCAUCGUGGAGUAAGAGUGGCUUGCUGGCGGAUGAGGGCGCUUCGCCGCCAUGUGAAACGCACACACUGGCUCAGUCUCUGCGAAGUAUUGUGUGCGUGUGUGUGUGUGUGUGUGUGUAUGAGUGAGUGUGUGAGUGUGAGUGAGUGAGAGAGAGCGUGUGAGUGUGCAGCCCUGAAAAGUAAAGGGCCACGAUGAAGUGAGAAAUCGCCAAUGCAGGAGAGCAGCCCCGAGCCGACCCGAGGACUCGGUUGGUGAUGUGAGAAAACCCCGAUCGGAUCCGAGCUCGUCUCUUUGGGCGCAGUGCAGACUCGAGGUGAGGAAGGACGGCUGCCUGCUGGCCACCAGAUGACCAACUUCUGAAAAGUCGAUCUGCGCUGUCCAGUUUUUCAGCUCCACACCAGACAUCAUGGCUGUCUCGUCGCCCUCCUCAAAUAUCCUGCUCCUUCUCCUAAUUUCCUCCCUGGAUUGGCUGUCCACUCCAGGUUGUGCGUUUGUCUCGGACCGGGACCACACGAACCCAUCAGCUCCCCUUGAGCCUCAUUUCACUGAGUGCAUCUCAAGGGAACAGGAGACAUUCCGCUGUUGGUGGAGUCCAGGCACCUUCCACAACCUGUCCACCCCUGGAGCACUCAGAGUCUUCUACUUUAAGAAAGAGUCUCCAACCAGCGAAUGGAGAGAGUGUCCACAGUACAUCCAUUCGAACAGGGAGUGCUUCUUCGACAAAAACCACACGUCCAUUUGGAUCCCCUACUGCAUGCAGCUGCGCAGCCAAAACACCACCUUUUUUAAUGACGACGAUUGUUUCACCGUGGAAAACAUUGUACGUCCGGACCCACCAGUGUCUCUAAACUGGACCCUCCUGAACAUAAGUCCCUCUGGGCUGAGUUAUGAUGUCAUGGUCAACUGGGAGCCCCCGCCCUCCGCAGACGUUAGGACGGGCUGGAUGCGCAUCAUGUACGAAAUCCAGUACAGAGAGAGAAAUACCACAAAGUGGGAAGCAUUGGAGAUGCAGCCCCAGAGUCAGCAGACAAUCUUCGGUCUGCACAUAGGAAAAGAGUAUGAAGUGCACAUCCGCUGCAGGAUGCAGGCCUUCACUAAGUUUGGAGAGUUCAGCAGUUCCAUCUUCAUUCACGUGACCGAGAUUCCCAGCAGAGAGACUACUUUCCCUCUCGCGGUUGUUCUUGUUUUUGGGAUUGUGGGCAUCCUCAUACUCAUCAUGCUGAUUAUCGUCUCUCAGCAGCACAGACUCAUGAUGAUUCUGCUGCCACCAGUUCCUGCACCCAAAAUUAAAGGCAUCGAUCCAGAGCUGUUGAAGAAGGGGAAGCUGGACGAGCUGAAUUUGUUCCUGAGUGGCGGGGGUAUGGGUGGCCUGUCCACUUAUGCACCAGAUUUCUACCAAGACGAGCCAUGGGUGGAGUUCAUCGAGCUGGACACCGAGGAUGCCGACUCUGGGGAGAAGGAGGACAACCAGGGCUCAGACACGCAGAGGCUGCUUGCUCUGUCCCAACCCGUCAGCCACCACAUGAACAUAGGGUGCUCCAAUGCCAUUAGCUUCCCUGAUGAUGACUCAGGCAGAGCCAGCUGUUACGACCCAGAUCUCCUCGACCAAGAAACCUUAAUGCUGAUGGCCACCCUGCUGCCAGGCCAACCCGAGGGCGGAGAAGCCUCCCUCGAUGUUGAAGAAGGGGCCUCAGCCUCCGAGAGGAGCAAGAGGGCCCUCAUCCAAACCCAAACUGCGGGACCCCAGACUUGGGUCAACACAGACUUCUAUGCGCAGGUCAGCAAUGUUAUGCCCUCCGGGGGCGUGGUGCUGUCUCCUGGCCAGCAACUCAGAAUCCAGGAGAGCACCUCGGCCACAGAGGAGGAAAAACAGAAGAAUAUAAAAGAGAGUGAAGACAGGGGUGACGAAAAGAAGCAGAAGGAGCUGCAGUUUCAGUUGCUGUUAGUGGAUCCUGAGGGAAGCGGCUACACCACGGAGAGCCACGCCCGGCAGAUCGGCACUCCCCCGAGCUCCCCCAUGCCUGGUGAGGGGUACCAAACCAUACUGCCUCCGCCAGCGGAGACCAAACCCGCAGUGGAAGAUAAUCAAUCACCUUACAUUGCUCCUGACUCUCCCCAGUUCCAGUUCAGUGCUCCUGUCUCAGACUACACCGUGGUGCAGGAGGUGGACACUGAGCAUAGCCUUCUCCUCAACCCCCCUCCCCACCAGUCGACCCCUCCCUGCCUGCCACAGCACCCCUUCAAGGCCCUGCCUGCAAUGCCUGUGGGGUACAUCACCCCAGACCUGCUGGGCCACCUCUCACCAUGAAAUGACAAUGCCAAUGGACCUAUGGGUGCAAGGUUUAUUAACCAGGAAGUCCCCUGCUCUCACAAACGCCUGUUUCUACCUAAUUCCCGCUGGAAACCAAAUAACUUGUAGCACACAGUGUGGAUUGAGUGUUUGAUUUCAGAGGCUGCUGAGAGCGAGACAUUAAAGGCAACAAGUUGUGUUGUUGACUCUAACAUAUCUUGCUUCAUCCAUUAAUUGGCUAUAUAUGGCUAUCAGAAGUACAUGUGGGGGAGAAAACUAAAUGCACAGUUUUCUCUGUUCGUUGACAUCCACACACCCGACACACAAACACUAAGCUGGGCUUGAUAUAGUAAUGAGUUCAAAAAGCAUUAGCUCACUGCUAACCUUCCUUGGAUCUCAUUACAUCGCUGGCUAAUUGUGUUUAGGACAAUGACAUUACUGAAGUCUUGAUCUUGCGGAGACAUGUAGUCAGUGUAUGGUUGAUUAGGAGAAGAAAAGCACACUCUAGUCACGGGUUUCACCCGACACCGUGAAGAAGUCAUUGCUGUUGUUGAUACCUCUUUCUGGCAGAGAUGUUUGCCACUCAAUUGUGGCUUAUUUUAUAUUCUUAAAUUUCUUAUUUCAUUGUGUCAUCUUAUUAGUGCUUCACUAGAGAUAUAUUUUUAUACGAAAAAAGGCAUAACGGAAAAUUUCUGCCCCAAAAUACAGUUGAAAACACGCAACUAUGCAGUUGUCCCUUGCAUUCUGGGCUUCAUUUUGUUCAAAUGAAUGUGCACAUACAGACAUAAAUAGCCAGGACAACAAACAACACACUAUUGUUAUUACUUUGCUUUCCUUCCUCGGGGGAUGUUGAAAGGCAUUCUGGGAAGUGCAGGACUACUGGAGUAAAAGUAAAGGUGAUAAUUAAAAGGGAAAUGAAAACAUUUCAUCGCACACUUAUUCCUGGAAUGCAUUGAAAUAUUGUAUAAUAAUAUAUUUUCUUUUAACCUGAGUGUUUUUGUUUUUUCAUUUUUAAUUUGACAUUCAUACUGUACUGUGAACAUGCAUCACUUACAGCACUGAACAGCAGUUCUUGUAGAAAGCUGAAUGGUUCAUUCAGAUUCAGUCACAGUCGGGAGCCGCUCAGUACAAAUUGUGCCAUAGUGCACUGAGCACCACCAAGUGCCUUGCUCACGGGCACGUAGUUCUUUUUUUCAGAAGGGAAACCAAGCAGUUUUGAGAAAAUAGGUACCGCGUUACAGACUGUAAUAGCAACCAAGUCAACCAGCACUCAUAAUCUAUCACUUAAAGUGGAACCUUUAAGAGCAAGCUCUCAAACUGGGAGAUUUAUUCUUCUGGCGUUGCAUCGUUAUUGCAGGGACAGCAACUGGAGAAGGUUGAAAGACUGUGAAAGUAGGUAAUAGCUGUAAUUAGCUAACAUUUUAUACUGAGUAUCUGCCAAGUACGCCGUGUUAGCGACCUGUGCUAUGAUAGUGUUAUUGGCUUGCCUUAUCCGUGCUAAUGUAUGCAUACGUAAUUUAGAUGUGUGCAUUUGUGCAUCGCUACAGUGUGUACAAGCAAGUAUCGCUAUGUAGCUAAAGUCUCUCUGCAUAGAUUCAGUACAAAAAAAACUUGCACAUGCACAGUAACACAGUAACAUGCACGCACACACACACACACACACACACACACACACACAAUUACACUAUACAUACUUGCCUUAAUUGACAGAUUUCAUUAUGCCUUCCUGACAUGGCCAUAAAAAGUAUGAUCUGAAAAUUGUUGUAAGGGGUAAACCUUUUUCUGAGGCCAUUCAACUGUAAUUUGCAUGUUCCGGAUGCUCAUCAAACUAACCCACAAUUUCCAAACAAAAAUGUCGAUCUGGGACAGGAGAGCAGAGUUCCAAGCUCUGGCAACAAAUACAUAAAUAUAAAGGCUAUACGUGUGUGUAUUUCGGCACACAUAUUGAGACCUAGUUACUUGUUUUUAUAAGAAUGAGUUUGGGAUAUUAUACAUAUUAUAGGCUGAAUCUAUCUCAUAAUCAGCUUUUUGUCACUAAGCUUGUGCUUGGUUCAAAAGAGACCUUUUGUGAAGGUUUAAGGCUCCUCGUGUGGUUUUUUUUUUUAUGAAUUCUAUCAUAAGAAACUAUGACAAUAUGCCUGUGACAAACAGCAGCAUAGCAUACUCUAUACAAUAAGCUAAACAAAUAAAGGUUGUGCCAUAUGCAUGGUUUUGUGAUACAGUGCAAUGGAUUUACAUUUCAAUGAGUCUAUACGAAUGAGUCGGAGAUGAAUACAUCUCAUUAUAAACAAAACAUACUUCACGGUGAAAAAGGAAAACAUACCCUGCCUUUGAACUAUCCUCGGAGAUAAGCAGGCCAGUGACUCAGAUGGAAACGGUCUUUUGUAUGAGACAAUCCAGUAAUGAAGAGAGACAUAGCAAGAACCAUUAAAAUACAAUUUCUAAAAAUGUGAAUAUAAUAGAUAUGUACCACUUCUCUCUGUAUCUAUCAAUUUUUUUGAGCCCAGUGUCUCUGUUGUUGCUGCCUAGUGCUGGGGAGACCAGCAAGUCAAUGCUGUUGCAGAAAUGUCUUAAUAUAUUUACUAGUGCUGUAAAAUUACAAAUAUGUAUUUUUUAACGUCAUUAAUGUUACUAAUCACAACAUAUUGCUGCUCGGUACAUGGGUUUUUCCUGCAUAAAGCCUUACUGUGGAAGGGCCAUUCAAGAGUUAAUUCUAUUGUGUAGUAAAAGUGUAAAUGCUGAGGUGAUAAAACCUGCCAAUUUUAUGAUACUGGUUUCUGGAAAUGUCUGGGAGAAAUGGGAAUGUGUGAUUUGGUUCAGUCAUCAGUAGCAACAAUUAGACAGUUGAAUCAAGAAGCUAUACAGUCACUUAAUGAUGCUCAUCUGACCUGCACAGUGUUCACACCCAUCCAAAAAUUCCCAGAAGGCUCUCUGUGUAUAUGAAGGAAGAUCAGACAAUGGGAGAAGCAAUGCUUUGGGGGGGGGGUCUUUUUUCAGAUGUACCGUGGCGAUUGUGCAUGUGUGCAAACUGGAACAAGUGAUGCAAUUACAAUAUUGAGGAAAAGUUGUUGAAAAAGGAAAGGAAAAGAAAGAAAGGAGGUGUUUUUUCCGUACUGGUGUUUACUACAGUACAUUGUGUCUGCAUUUUUUUUUGCCAGUUCACAAUGAGCUAAUUCUUAAUGUAGUGUAAAAGUUUGCAACAAAAAUUUUCGAGCUUAUAUAUGUUACAGAAACUUUAGAGCAAGCACUUUUUACACAUAUAGUAAAUAUCUGAUCUUUAAAAUAGUAUUCAGAUUUUGUAUCUAUUGGACUGAAUCAAAUAUAUUACUUGUUACUACAAAACAGCUUCUUUUUUUAUUUAGCACAAUAAUCAGAUGGUGAGGACCCUUCGAUGUCAAUGAGCCUUAGUUUUGUUCUACAGAGUUUAUGUUUAUAGGACAUAUUUUACACUACCAGAUUGAUAGGAUGAUGUACUGUAAUGGAGUAUUUAAUAUUUGGUAUAAGAGUUAUUGAUAGAUAGAGCAGAUAGAUGUAGUCUUUGAGUGAAAUAGUUCUACUGUAACUCUGCACUCUCACACGUCUCCCGCUAUGUGAUUUCAGCAUUUCACUAUUAAGGUGCGUUUAGAUGGGGCUGAAGUGUUUUUUUAUGAUGUGUUUUGACCCCUGGUGUCUUGGUUUCGUGUCAGUUCUUGGGCGGCGUUUGUUGCUCGUCUUUAAGCCUGGAGAUAAUCAUGAGAGCUGGAAUUUGUGCGGCCUCUUGUGCUUUGUCAAACAAAGAGAACAUUGUGAGAUAUACGUUUUAGCUUGUUGGGGGAAAUAGUUUAAUUAUUGUAAACGGUAAAUAGCCUUUUUUUUUAUUAAUAAGUUCAGUGGCUCCAGUCUAUAUUUCUGUCCGUGUGUUAUUUAUUUGUUUGCGCAGAGCCCUCGCAUCACCCCACUACCCAGUCUGGCCAUAAUGGAUCGGGCAACAUGACUAAUGUGUGCACUGUUAUUCUCUGACGUGUGUCGUCCAGGUUCACAGAACAAGAAAUAUUCUACGUGUCAGAAACAGCUGCGUUGCCAUCUGCGCGUGAACACCCCAACACCAUAAUUUAUCUGUUUGCUAUCUGUUUGCAUUGACUUGACCAAUCAAUAGGACUUUACUCUGUAUAUUUUCAGGCCCCAAUCACAUUUUAAGACCCUCCUGGCCUCGGAGCCACUGUCCUUAUCUGUUAGCUGUUGUUUUACUCAAGGCCAAGAACGGUGUUGAUCUAUGAGGAUUUGAUAUUGUUCUCCUACCAGCUGAAGUUUUCUGGUGUUGUAAGUGUGAUCGAUAAGCUCUCGACAAGUAGCACAAUAAACAUAUAUACUGCAUCUUAA
This is a messenger RNA of Scophthalmus maximus (turbot), 6655 nucleotides long. It is a transcript of the gene ghra, whose product is annotated as growth hormone receptor a. The record is from RefSeq and is a predicted model, not a curated record. The coding region runs from base 413 to 2314 and encodes 633 amino acids. The transcript is spliced from 10 exons. Lineage: Eukaryota; Metazoa; Chordata; Actinopteri; Pleuronectiformes; Scophthalmidae. Gene Ontology annotation, molecular function: protein binding.